AUGCACGGCAUCGUUCUGUCGCCCGGCUGCUUCUCUGCUGCAAGAUGCGUGGAGGAGGAAACGGCUUCAGCCAAGCCGACCACCUACGAGCCCUCACAGCUGCUCUGCUCCGUCGGCCUUGCUGCCAGCUGUUCGCUCCUCAGGAUACCAGUCAGUGGUGCAGCAAUAUCAGGACAGGCAGGAGGUUGUGGGACGCAAGCAAGAACCACCCACUCAUUGUGCCAUCCGCCUUUGCAAAGCCGUGGCACGUUAUUGGAUCCCUCGCCAUCGAAUCCCGGCUCUGAUUGGAGCCUUACCUCCUCAUCUGCGACCUUAGAGACCGUCCCACUAACUCGUGGUUGCUACAGAUUUUUCCCUUCUCAUAUCCUGGUGCACAGCGCGAUUUCAGAGCCUCCGGCAGCUCAGCAGCGUAGUGUUGUUCCAUCACAAGAGGACAAUCUAAAACCAAAAUCAACAUGGCCAAAGUGGAUACCGAGCCCAACACCUAAGCCGACUCCUACUCCUCCACCCUUCAACUUCAACAACAACAUCCUCCUCCAUCUAGCUUGGGCUUUUGCUAAUUUCAUCCUGAUUCACGUAGCUGACGAUAGUUAUCGACCAAACAAUCGCGAGAGGUCUCGCUCUCGUUCCCGUUCUCCACGACGAAGCAGACGUCGUUCAUAUUCACCAAGACGAUCUCGUUCGCGUGACAACCGCAGAUCUCGCUCUCCAAUGUCGGGCGCAGGUGGUGCUGGUGCGGGCUCGGGUGGUUCAGCUUACGGCGGUGGUCCACACAGGACUUUCGAGGAACGCGCCGCUGCGAGAGAGCAGAUGAUGAGCAGUCUCCGAGAAUCUUCGCAACAAGACCGUCGUGUCUACGUCGGCAACUUAUCAUACGAUGUAAAAUGGCAUCAUCUCAAAGACUUUAUGAGAUCUGCUGGGGAGGUUUUAUUUGCAGACGUGUUGUUACUUCCAAACGGAAUGUCGAAGGUGGGCGCCUAUACCAUUGUAGAAUAUGCUACUAGGGAACAAGCUCAACAGGCUGUCAACACUCUCAGCAAUCAAAACCUCAUGGGGAGACUUGUCUAUGUCCGUGAAGACCGUGAGGCCGAACCUCGAUUUACUGGGCCACCCGCUGGUGGAGCCCGCGGCGGAUACGAAGGAGGACCAGGACGAGGUGGAUUCGGAGGAGGUGGAUUUGGAGGCGGCAUGGCUGCAGGAGGUGGUGGUGGUGGCCGCCAAAUCUACGUCUCCAACCUACCCUAUACGGUUGGAUGGCAAGACCUCAAAGAUCUAUUUCGCCAAGCUACUCGCAACGGCACUGUCAUUCGUGCGGAUGUCCACGUUGGACCCGACGGGCGACCCAAGGGCUCUGGUAUUGUCGUAUUUGAAUCUCCUGAUGAUGCCCGUAACGCUAUUCAACAAUUCAAUGGUUACGAUUGGCAAGGACGCCCUCUUGAAGUCCGCGAAGAUAGAUUUGCUGGAUCUGCUCCAGGUGGCUUUGGAGGGGGUCGUGGAGGCUUCGGUGCUCGUGGCGGAUUUGGAGGAGGCUUUGGUGCCAGAGGAGGGUUUGGCGGACGUGGUGGGUUUGGAGGUGGUUUCGGCGGUGGACGCGGUGGAUUUGGGGGGGGUUAUGGCGCUGGUGGUGGUGGUUUUGAUCCUAGUGCCGGAGGAGCUUCUUCUGCCCCACCAAACCCAUUUACCGAUUUCGCUACUGCAGGAACCGAAAGAAGCGAGAUCAUCUAUGUUCGCAAUCUGCCAUGGUCUACAAGCAACGAGGAUCUUGUGGAGCUAUUUACCACUAUCGGUAAAGUCGAGCAGGCCGAGAUUCAAUACGAGCCCAAUGGACGAUCUCGUGGAACUGGUGUUGUCCGGUUCGAUUCUGCUGAGAAUGCCGAGACAGCUAUUGAGAAAUUUUCUGGAUAUCAAUAUGGUGGCCGGCCUUUGGGCUUGACCUUUGUCAAAUACCAAACUCCUGGUGCUGGUGGCGACGCGAUGGACACCGAGGCGACCAGUUUGACACAAGACCAGAUCAUGUAA
Glarea lozoyensis ATCC 20868 is the source of this 2019-nucleotide messenger RNA. Its product is annotated as RNA-binding, RBD. Lineage: Eukaryota; Fungi; Ascomycota; Leotiomycetes; Helotiales; Helotiaceae. Gene Ontology annotation, cellular component: nucleus; cytoplasm. The record is from RefSeq and is a predicted model, not a curated record. The coding region runs from base 1 to 2019 and encodes 672 amino acids. The transcript is spliced from 9 exons. Gene Ontology annotation, molecular function: mRNA binding.